AAAAGGGGCUGAGCCCCUUCACAGUCUAAGGCCGAACAACCUCAUCGCCCGGCUAUCCUCAUCUCCCGGACAUGCCGUAGCCGGGGUCGGUUGACUCGGUUCGCAGAGGCACGGCCCGCCAUGUGUGUCCAGCCACGUCUCGGGGCCAAGCGCAAGCACAGCCAGCAAUCAACCAAGCAGUAGGACAUCCUUUAGCCACAAGCAACAACACUCCUGACUGCUGUGGCCUACAACAUACGCUGCUGUGCUAUGCUCGCCAGCAAAGACCGCUAACCAGACACCGACCGGCCUCAACCUGCGCGGCGGCGCCGCUUCUUGGGCGACGCCGCGCUGUCCUCCUCCGCGUGGCCUUGCUCGCCCCCUCCGCUACGCACAUGCGCACCGCAACUGCUGGGCCCAGGGCCGCUACCGCUGCUGCUGCUGCUGCUGCUGCUGCUGCUGCUGCUGCUGCUGCUGCUGGUGGUGGGGCCAGGCCCUCCACCACCGCCGCCACCGCCACCGCGGCGCAGGGCGCAGGCCGCGCUCUAGCUACCAAGCAGCAUCUCCAUCAGCGCGUGCCGUCGGAGAAACCCAGCUAGGGCUAUUACAGAGUACGUAUACGUAGUGGGGGAACGGGGUGAGGCACGCAUACGUAGUGGGGGGAAGGGGCUAGGUACGUGUACGUACAUGGGCAGUUACGCUGUGCAAGGAACAAGUCGGGACAUCCAUGGGCAUCCCAAGAGAUGCCGAGCCGGGAUGAUGGGCACCAGCGCACGGUUCCACCCUGGACUCUGACUCGACAACCCGUGCGCAACAUCCCAACAUCGCGACAUCUGUGGAUUUGGCCCUGAUCCCAGCAUUCAGCAGCAAUUGCGAGGACAGGCAUGAGCACACGGCUGGUCGAACGUUGGAGCAAAUGUGGCUGCUGCAGGCUGCUGUAGGGAGAAGGCAGCAAGUGCACGGCCGUGCAAUGAGAGGACAGGGGCCAGAGGCCAGUCUCCAUGGGGCUUGAUAUCAGGUACAUAUAACAUCGUCACAUGUUUGGUAGGGUAACCUGGGAGCG
This is a messenger RNA of Chlamydomonas reinhardtii, 1042 nucleotides long. RefSeq lists its product as uncharacterized. Lineage: Eukaryota; Viridiplantae; Chlorophyta; Chlorophyceae; Chlamydomonadales; Chlamydomonadaceae. Bases 375 to 578 code for a protein of 67 amino acids. The record is from RefSeq and is a predicted model, not a curated record. The transcript has a single exon.